Molecule: messenger RNA, 2886 nt
Organism: Nerophis lumbriciformis (worm pipefish)
Lineage: Eukaryota; Metazoa; Chordata; Actinopteri; Syngnathiformes; Syngnathidae
Source: RefSeq, a predicted model, not a curated record
AUGCAGACGCCGGGGAGGAUAGCAACCGCACCAGACGCCUUGGACUUUACUGUGGAGAACGUAGAAAAGGCCUUGCACCAGCUGUACUAUGAUCCCAACAUUGACAACAAGAAUCUGGCCCAGAAGUGGCUCAUGCAGGCCCAAGUUUCUCCUCAGGCUUGGCAGUUCUGCUGGGCUUUGCUCAGCCCUGACAAGGUGCCUGAGAUUCAGUAUUUUGGUGCUAGCGCGCUCCACACCAAGAUCUCCCGCUACUGGUCGGACAUCCCCAGCGACCAGUACGAGUCGCUGAAGAGCCAGUUGUUCACGCAAAUCGCCUGCUUCUCAUCUGGUGCCAAGAUGGUGCUGACGCGGCUCUGUGUGGCAUUAGCCUCGUUGGCGCUCAACACCAUGCCUGAAGCAUGGCCCGGUGCUGUGGCCGAGAUGGUACGAGUGUUUCAAGAGGAAGGUGGAGGAAUCGAUGGGCGAGCUCGCUGUCUAGCGCUUUUGGAGCUGCUCACCGUUCUUCCCGAGGAGUUCCAGACCAGUCGCUUGCCGCAAUACAGAAAGGGACAGGUCAGGGGUGCCCUGGGCCGAGAGUGGGGUUCAGUGUCCCCGCUACUGCAGCAAUUGCUACGACGGACAGACAGCCCUGCAGCAGUGAAGGCCCGAGUGCUGCGCUGUCUGUCAUCAUGGGUGCUGCUGGACGUGCCGCUCAGCGAGAGCGAAGGUCUGGUGCAUGAUUGCUUUGUCGCCUUACCGGACCCCGAGCUUUUUGACACAGCUGUGGAAGCGCUGGUCAAUGCCAUUUCACAGCCUGACUCCCAAAGGUACGUGAACACGUUGCUGAAGCUGGUCCCUCAUGUGCUGGCUCUCCAGGAACAGCUCCGAGAGGCCGUCCAGAGCGGCGACAUGGAGACUUGCCAUGGUAUCUGCCGCAUUGCUGUCACGUUGGGAGAGAACCAUUCUAGGAUUCUGCUGGAACAGGUGGAUCACUGGCAGAGCUUCCUGGCUUUAGUCAACAUGAUCAUGUUUUGCACGGGCAUCCCCGGCCACUAUCCGGUCAACGAGACCACCAGCUCACUCACGCUCACCUUUUGGUACACGCUACAAGAUGAAAUCAUGUCAUUUGAGACAAAUAAGCAGGCAGUGUACCUGCAAGUUUACAGGCCAGUCUAUUUUCAACUAGUGGAUGUUUUGCUACACAAAGCCCAGUUCCCUUCAGAUCAAGAGUAUGGAUCCUGGUCCUCAGAUGAGAAAGAGCAGUUCCGAAUUUACAGGGUGGACAUAUCUGACACGCUUAUGUACGUCUAUGAGAUGCUGGGUGCUGAGCUGCUGAGUAAUCUGUAUGACAAAUUAGGACGACUCUUGACGAAUACGGAGCAGCCCACGUCGUGGCAGCAUAUAGAGGCUUUGCUCUAUGGCUUUCAGUCCAUAGCAGAGACGAUAGACGUCAAUUACUCGGAUGUCAUUCCGGGCCUCAUAGGCCUGAUUCCCAGAAUCAGCAUCAACAAUGUUCAGCUGGCUGACACGGUGAUGUUCACCAUUGGUGCUUUGGCUGAGUGGUUAGCAGACCACCCGGUGAUGUUGAGCAGCGUCCUGCCACUUGUUCUGCAGGCUCUAGGCAACCCUGAGCUUUCCAUCUCGUCUGUUUCCACACUGAAAAAGAUCUGCCGCGAGUGCAAAAGUGACCUACCGCCUUACGCCAAUAACAUAGUAGCCGUAUCUCAAGAAGUUCUAAUAAAGCAGAUCCACAAGACGAGUCAGUGCAUGUGGCUGAUGCAGGCGCUGGGAUUUCUGCUGUCUGCUUUGCCUGUGGAGGACAUCCUGAGGAACCUUCAUUCCCUUAUCACGCCUUACAUCCAGCAAUUAGAGAAGCUAGCAGAAGAGACACCUAAUCCAUCCAAUAAAUUAGCUAUCAUCCACAUCUUGGGGCUGCUGUCCAACUUGUUCACCACGCUUGACAUCAGCAAGCAGGAUGAUGAAUCAGGGGACGGCUCUGCUGUGCCUGUCAAAACAUCCCCUCCCCCACCUGGACCCAACCCGGUGGUGGUGGUUUUGCAGCAAGUGUUUGCCCUCAUACAGAACGUACUCAGCAAGUGGCUGAACGAUUCACAAGUGGUGGAGGCGGUUUGCGCCAUUUUCGAGAAGUCUGUGAAGACCCUGCUGCACGACUUCGCCCCUAUGGUGUCGCAGCUGAGCCAGAUGCUAGGACAGAUGUACAGCACCAUCCCUCAAGCCUCGGCCCUCGACCUUACACGACAGCUGGUCCACAUCUUUGCAAGCCAAACGGAGCACUUCCCGCCCAUCAAGGCUCUGUUUGAGCUCGUUACCUCUGUAACGCUGUCCAUCUUCCAGCAAGGACCCAGGGAUCAUCCUGAUAUUGUUGAUUCAUUUAUGCAACUCCAAGCUCAGGCCCUCAAACGGAAGCCCGAUUUGUACUUAUCUGACAGUCUGGACGUGAAAGCCGUGUACCACUGUGGACUUCUUUCGCUCAAGUUUCCCGAGGCUCCGACAGUCAAGUCAACCUGUCUCUUUUUUACGGAAUUGUUGCCCCGCUGUUUAGAUGUGCCUCCGUUGGCUGGGCUGCUGCAGGAGGACGGCAAGCUGCUGAUCCAGGCCCUUCUGGAAGGUAUCGGCGGCGGGGCCUCUCGGAACCUGAUGGACCAGUUCGCAGAGGUGCUUUUCAGCCUGAACAAGCACUGCUUCUCGCUGCUCGCCAUGUGGCUAAAGGUGACGCUGCAGCCGCCGGGCUUCCCGUCAUCACGGGUAACAGCGGCGCAGAAAGACCAUUUCUCCCAGCAGAUACUUAGAGAGCGAGUGAACAAGCGGCGAGUGAAGGAAAUCGUCAAGGAGUUCACGCUGCUGUGCCGAGGCCUGCACGGCACAGAGUACGCCGCUGAGUACUGA